Molecule: messenger RNA, 2154 nt
Organism: Anolis sagrei ordinatus
Lineage: Eukaryota; Metazoa; Chordata; Lepidosauria; Squamata; Anolidae
Source: RefSeq, a predicted model, not a curated record
UCCCUUUUCCCGCUGCGUAGCGCUCUCUCGCGCUCGUCUACCAAAAUGGCGGCCGGCGGGCCUUGAGUCCAGAGUCUCUGGCUGAUGCCUCUUUCCGCUGGCUCGGGAGACCUGAGGCAAGUCUUGGGGAUGAAGGAGAGGAGGAGGCCCGGUUCCCCCCGCAUAGCGAUGCCUUCCCUCCUCCUCCGAGGAGGAGCAGCCGGGCGCUCAAUUUUCCUAUAAACUCACACUGAGAAGAAAUGAUGGCAGCUUUGGAUACUAAAGCAAAGAAGACUCUGGGAACUGUUGAUUAUGUGGAGUCAUCAGAGUUUGCCCAAGGAAUUCUGCCUACAAAGAAGGAUGUCAUUCAAAACAUGUUAUAUCUACUGCACCCGAAAAGGGCAGGGCAAGCCCAGCGAUCCAAAGAAGAUGCUGCCCAGUUGCUUGCCGAACUCUUGCAGGAACAUUGGUCGUUCUGCAAUUUAUAUACCAUAGCAACACAAAGCAUAAAGAUGCAUAUUCUGAAGGUGUAUGAGGAAUUCUCAAAGCUGUAUCAGUCCAGAAAGCGAAGAAGAAAUGAGUUGUUUACGCAGAAGGCAAAUGAUUUCAACAGGAGUUCAGAACAGCUCUUUGACAUAUUUUGUACAGACACUGUAACCAGAGAGAAACAGGAACAGUUCAGUGGUGUGAAGAUGACAGAUACUGAGUGGAAAUUUCUUGAGGAUCAGAGGAGUGAAAGAAAAAUGUAUUUUGAGGACUUUAUGGACAAAAAACAGAUGGAAACAGUAGAAAGACGAAGAAAAGUAGAGUCACUGGAGCAUUUCAGGAAGAUUUCAGAAGAGGAGAGGAAAGGUUGCAAGCGUAAAGAAAUGGCUUCCAACCGAGACGAGCAGUCAACUGAAGAUGUCAAUGAUAGGAGUAAAGUUGAUUCCUGUAUAGAACACAACAAAGGAAUUGGAAGCUUUUCACAUAAGGCAAAAAGAAAGCGCUUAUCUUCUGGCUGGAUUACUGGGACAGCAAGUUCAACUAGCUAUAGCGAAUCAGUUCCUCCCGAGUGUCAGCAUAUACGCAUGAGCAUCAGAAAAGUCCGACCAGGAUUCUAUGAGACUUUUGACAAAUACGAAAACUGCUAAUGUCCAUGUUUCUAGAGGCAGUUGAUUCUGUUGGUGUUUACAGAAUUUUGGGAGGUCUUAAAUACCCUGAUUAAUUGGAAGUUGAUGUAGAUAAUAAUGCUGGGCUUCAUUAAUUCACAGCAAAAACACCAAAGCAAUGGCAUCAGUAGAAACUGUCUUUUAGCUCACCGGGAAAGGCUGAGAUGUGGCUUGUUUGGGCCCUUUAUCACUACCUUCCAAGGGUAAAAGUAUGAGGUCCUAAAAGGCUGUAGUGUAGCAAAGGACAGCAGAACCACCAGUGUCUGGAAAUUAAAAUAAAUAAAAUGCAUGACAAUAAGCUAAGUAUGUGAAGAUAACUAGAACAGGCUGUUAAGGAAGAUUGUAUGCCUGAAUACUUCUGAAAAUAUUCUGUAUUGAAAUGUUGAGAGUAGAGGCCUGAGAUGGAAAUACAGGAGAAAAUACAUUCUCUUCCGCAAAACAGUAGUCUUACUAAAUAAUCUGUUACCCAUUGCAACUUAAGUAUCUAUCAAGACUGAAUGCCACGUACAGAUGAGGAGGAACAUAGUGAAUGGGAUGGCUGCUUAAAAGAAGGUGCAGUUUAAUGGUUUACAGUAGAUUGUGGAAUCUUUACUCGUAGAACAUCCCUUUGUGGAUAAACAGUCAUUGGCCCACUGACCUAGGAGGUACUGUCACUUCAUUAAAAACCCUCAGUAAUACUUGUCUGGUCUUAAGAGACAGAACAUGUAUAAUUCAGUUAAUUCACUGCAGUUUGAAAGGGUUCUGCAUCAGAACUAGAUCCUGGUAGUAGGAGAAGGAAAAUGGAUUACUUCACAUGUCCUGGGGGGCAUGGUUGCUAAGGGACCAUUACAAUUAUGAGGAUGAGCUUUGUGAGAUAACAUUGGUUUGUUUGAGAAGGAAAGAAUGGUCAGGGAAUUUCAACAACUUUAGGUAUAAAUGUCAGCUCUCUGUAUAUUUUCUGCGUUCUUAGCAAUUAAAUAUUAUGUUCGAGUAAGAUCGUCUUCCAGGAUCAUUUUAGCAAUUAAAUAUUAUAUGGUGGUGAGAA